Fragaria vesca subsp. vesca is the source of this 684-nucleotide messenger RNA. RefSeq lists its product as uncharacterized. The coding region runs from base 1 to 684 and encodes 227 amino acids. NCBI's taxonomy places the organism in Eukaryota, Viridiplantae, Streptophyta, Magnoliopsida, Rosales, Rosaceae. The record is from RefSeq and is a predicted model, not a curated record. The transcript is spliced from 3 exons.
AUGUUAAAUGUUGAUAGGAUGGUUGAGGAUUUGCGACCAUCAAAGGCAGAUUUGCGGCGGUUGCUCAAUGUUGCUGACAAAAGAGGGUUCCCUGGAAUGGUUGGAAGUCUCGACUUCUUCGACGAAGUCUGUAGAGGUGAGUCGCCUCAAGUCAAAUACAAUGUUGGAGAUCGACAAUAUGGUCAAUGCUACUACCUAGUUUAUGGGAUCUACCCGAAAUGGGGGACUUUUGUGAAAGCAAUUAGAAACCCGAUCACUCCACAACAAGCUCAUUUUACAAAGAUGCAGGAGUCAUUCCGAAAAGAUGUGGAGAGAGCAUUUGGAAUACUCCAAGCUCGUUUUGCAAUUGUGAGAGGACCAGCUCGUGGAUGGGACAGGGAAGAUAUCCAGUACAUCAUGAUGACUUGCAUUAUUUUGCAUAAUAUGAUUGUUGAAGAUGAGCGCGAUGAAACUGGAGAUAAUCAUAAAGUUGAUCCCGAUGAGGUCCCAACAAGACCAAGGAGAGCAGAAAUAUAUAACCAUUAUGAAGUAGAUCAUUUGGUUGAGCGUGAUCCUCCUGCACUUGGUGAAUUCAUGCGCCGAUACCAACAGGUUAGAUAUCCAAUUGUGCAUAAAAGCCUCCAGGAGGAUUUCAUUAAUCACCUAUGGAAUGUGAAGCAGAAGGUAGAGCAGAACCGCAUGUGA